Molecule: messenger RNA, 2865 nt
Organism: Chaetomium globosum CBS 148.51
Lineage: Eukaryota; Fungi; Ascomycota; Sordariomycetes; Sordariales; Chaetomiaceae
Exons: 3
Coding region: 1-2865 (954 amino acids)
Cellular component (GO): microtubule; cytoplasm; membrane
Molecular function (GO): GTP binding; GTPase activity; microtubule binding
Source: RefSeq, a predicted model, not a curated record
AUGCCGCGCAUCAAGGUAGAAAGCGGCAGGGUCCGCUCAAUGGCGACUCCGGACUCCAUCCCGGAUGCCCCGUCUGAAACGGCUAGUGAGCGAGUUCAGAGAGGGCGUCCAGUCCGUUCGGCAGCACCCAGCAUCGACACUCGUCGUGUCCGACCGACCACGGCGUCCGGCCCGCCCAACGGCCCGGAUGAGGAGGAUAAUGACCUCCUUAUCAUGGAAGUCCGGCGCGGCCCCAAGUCGGAGCAUGAGGUCAACCUCAUGGGCUCGCAGAGUGUCCAAAGCUCCUUUGUUGGCGCCAACCGAGCGCUUCGCGGCAUGGGCCAAAAGCUGAAAGACAUCAACGACGCGUUGGGCGAACUGCAGGCCCGUGGCAUCCAGCAUGUCGCUAGCUUGCCAGAGCUGGUUCUCGUCGGAGACCAGUCCUCCGGCAAAUCCAGUCUUAUGUCGGCCAUCGCAGGUCUCAGUCUCCCCCGCAGCAGCGGGACCUGCACACGAUGCCCAAUACAUAUCCGCGUAUCUCGCGCUGAUGAGUGGUCUUGUCGGGUAUACUUAAAACAAGACUACGAUUUCUGCCCACCCAAUCACCCUCUCACGGAGCGGGACGUCACAAGCAAUAACAAGUUCCCGCCGUGGGCUAAACUCGACCCCAGCCGUCAGGUACGGCGCGAGUUCAAGACCGUCAGGGACCAGUUCGACUCCGAGGAGAUCGAGACCGUCCUUCGCUGCGCCCAGGUCGCCAUUUUGAACCCCUCGACUCAUUAUCAAUUUUUUAUUCCCAAAUUGAAGGGCGAAGUACCCGACAGCACCCGGGAGCAACAUCUUGAGCAAGUUAAAAAGAAGGAGGAGAGGGCCGAGGCCCAGUUCUCCCCUAACACCGUCGCUUUGGAGGUCAAGGGUCCAGAUCUUGCGGAUCUAAACUUUUACGAUCUUCCGGGUGUUUUCAUGACUGCCCGACGCAGCGAGGACAUCUUCCUGGAGCGCGUCGUUCAGAAUUUGACGCGAGAAUACAUCUCGCGCCCGAGCGCGAUUAUCCUAUGCGCGGUUCCUAUGAACCAAGACACAGAGAAUUCCCUCGCCCUUAAGAUCAUCAGGGGCCAGCGGGCCCAGAACCGGUGUAUCGGCGUCAUGACCAAGGCGGACCUGCUGCCAAGCGAUGAUUAUGCCGCCUCGGGCUGGCUUGGAAUGCUCAAUGGCGAAGCACACCAAACCGGUUUCGGCUAUUUUAUUACCUCCCGCCAGGGUAGCGACCUGGAGGAGCAGAAUAAGAUGGAGGAGAGUUUCUUUAAUCGCACCGCCGACGCCACGGGCCACUGGCCCGAAGUAUUUGAUCACUUCAAGGAGAAGUGCGGCGUCGAAAAGUUGAAGGUGUUCCUGUCCGAGAAACUGGGCGAAGAGUUUGCCAAGAUCCUGCCCGAAGUAAAGGAGAAGGUAGAGACUCGCCUCGUCGACAUUCGCAAGCAACUGAAGAAGUACCCCGAUCCCCCUCCAAACCCCGAGCUGGAGAUCAUGAAAAGCCUUGCCGAGUUCACGAUUCGGGUCAAAGACCGGGUUAUGAACCAAGACUUCAUGAGCAUCUGGGACGAUAGCUAUGGCGAACCAUUCAAGGCCUUCAUUCUCAACAUGAAGCCCAAGUUCAACGUCCGCGAGCAUGCGAAGGUGUCAAAACCCCCAGUUGUCAUUGACCUCGACGGCGACAGCCCGGCACCAUCGCCGACUAUGCGGAAACGGUCAGCCCCCGCCAUGGACAUGGCACAAACUCCCAAGAGGCAGCGGCAAGUGAACGCCGUCAUCAAGACCGAGACCCAGGACAACCCGAUGUUCCCCUCAACGCCUCGCCAUGCGCGGAGCUCGACGCCAGUCAUGACGCCUUCCCGAGGCGGCCGGUCUAGAAGCCUAAUGGAUAUCCGGCACCUCAUCCGGCGUGCCGCAGUCCCAGGCCAGCCGGGUCUCGUAUCUGCCAGCGUCUACGAGCCCCUGUUUACGGAAGCCGCCAAGAGCUGGGACCGGCACCUGCACAAAUUCGUAGACAACACACUCUCCCUGCUCCAAGCCGAGAUCCUCACAAUCCUCGACGCGGCGUUCGCCCACCUCAAGAACCGGGCCGUCUACAACGAGUCGCGCGAGCACAUGCGGGCCUUCGUCGAAGCCCAACGCAUCCAGCUGCGCGGCCAGCUCGACUUCAUCUACGACCUCGAGGCCAAGCGCCUCUUCACCAAAGACGAGGAGGCGCUCAAGCGCAACCAGGACGCCGAGAUGCGCAUCCUGGUGCGGCACCGCAACCACUUCCGCAUCGCCGCGCACAACGGCGAGGAGCUCAGCGUCGUCCCUAAGAUGGAGGACAUGACCGACGAGGACCGGAAGCAGGAAGAGUCCAAGAUGGCCAAGGAGCUCAAGAACCUCGGCCCGGACCCCUUCGAGCCCGAGCUCGCCGUCGCCGCCUACAUCCGCGGCUACUACCUCACCGCCGCCAACCGUUUUGUGGAUUACGUCUCCAUCCACGUCAUGUCCGGCCUGCUGCCCCGCGUCGCCUCCGUCAUCGACACAUACCUGCACGAGAAGCUCGGCCUGACCAGCAGCUCCACCGCGCAGGCCGUGCUGCAGCGCUUGAUGUCGGAGGGUCCAGAGAUUGAGCAGAAACGGCGUGAUCUGCGCGCUGAGAAGGAGACGCUUGAUGGUGCGAUGGAUAUCAUUGUCAACUUGGAGCGCCGCGCUCAUGAGCAGCAGCUGGCGGCGGCGGCGGCGUCCCAGUCGCAGUAUACGAAUGGGUUUGAUCCGUCGCAGGGGGAUAGCAUGUCGACGCUGGAUGGUCAUGUGAAUGGCAUUGCUGGGACCGUGUACUCGGCUACCCAGUUUGGCGAUGCUUGA